Messenger RNA from Elaeis guineensis (African oil palm), 2635 nucleotides. Its product is annotated as subtilisin-like protease. Gene Ontology annotation, molecular function: serine-type endopeptidase activity. Gene Ontology annotation, biological process: proteolysis. NCBI's taxonomy places the organism in Eukaryota, Viridiplantae, Streptophyta, Magnoliopsida, Arecales, Arecaceae. The record is from RefSeq and is a predicted model, not a curated record.
AUAUAUUACCCAAGUUCCACGAACACAGCCCCAACACUCUAAUCACCCACAUCCAUCCCAAUGGAAAGCCUAAGCCUCUUCUUCCUCCACCUCUUCUUCUUCAUUCUCUUCAGCCCUUAUUCUGUAACUGCUCGCAACCAUGUCAGAGUCAGCACCGUCGGCGCCGAGGCAUCUGAACUACGAACCUAUGUAGUCCAUGUGCAGCCGUCAUUGUCGACCGUGUUCGCCACCUCCACCGACCGGGAGACGUGGUACAACUCCUUUCUCCCGAAGACCCCCGCAAGAAUGGUCCACAUGUACACCAAUGUGGCCAGCGGCUUCGCCGCGAGGCUCAGCGAGCAUGAACUGGAGGACAUGAAGAAGAAGCCCGGAUUCCUCCACGCCUAUCCCGACCGCCUCUAUUCCCUUCAGACUACACAUACGCCGGAAUUCUUAGGCUUGCAGCUCAACAGCGGGUUCUGGAAUGAUGCCAACUAUGGCAAGGGGGUGAUAGUCGGAAUGCUUGACACCGGAAUCUUCCCCGACCACCCUUCUUUUAGUGGUGAUGGGAUGCCACCGCCACCCGCCAAAUGGAAAGGGCGGUGCGACUUCAAUGCCAGCCUUUGCAACAACAAGCUCAUCGGUGCGAGGACAUUCAUCAGCGGCGCGAUGGCAAUGAAAGGAAGAGGUGUCGCAGCGGCACCUCCGGUUGACGACGUGGGGCAUGGAACCCACACUGCGAGCACAGCGGCGGGAGCACGAGUGGCGGGUGCUAAUGUUCUAGGAAAUGCUAAGGGCACCGCCGCCGGGAUGGCGCCUCUUGCCCACCUCGCCAUCUACAAGGUGUGCUCUGAGUUCGGCUGUGCUGACUCCGACAUAUUGGCUGCAAUGGACGCAGCAGUCGCUGAUGGAGUCGACGUGCUGUCGCUCUCCAUCGGAGGAGACUCCGUUCCAUUUUACCAAGAUUCGAUCGCAAUUGGUGGUUUUGGGGCCAUCAAGAAUGGGGUAUUCGUGAGCUGUGCUGCCGGUAACUCCGGCCCGAAUGUGAGCAGUCUCUCGAAUGAGGCCCCAUGGCUCCUCACGGUGGCCGCAAGCACCAUGGACAGGAACAUAAGGGUGACGGUGAAGCUCGGCAAUGGCCUAGAAUUCAAUGGCGAGUCGCUCUACCAGCCAGAGUGGUACAACCCGACCUUCUAUCCUCUAGUUUAUGCCGGUGCCGGCCCAAAGCCUGAUGCCAUCUUCUGUGGCAACGGCUCCUUGGAUGGCCUGGACGUAAAGGGUAAGAUAGUGCUUUGCGACCGCGGUGGCGACAUCGCCAGGAUCGACAAGGGCGUAACCGUGCAGGGUGCGGGCGGUGUCGGCUUGAUUCUGACAAACGGACGUCUCGACGGAUACAGUACCCUUGCAGAUCCUCACGUCCUGCCGGCGUCCCACAUCGGUUACUCCGAUGGAGUGAAGAUCAAAUCCUACAUCAGCGCUUCGUCGAACCCGACUGUGUCCUUCAUUUUCAAGGGCACCAUUCUCGGGACAUCGCCGGCUCCGGCGAUCACAUCAUUCUCGUCCAGAGGACCGAGUCUGGCCAGCCCAGGCAUUCUGAAGCCGGACAUCACUGGUCCAGGCGUGAGUGUUCUGGCUGCAUGGCCUUUUGAUGUCGGGCCUUCGACCGUAAACAGCACCGGUCCGACCUUCAACAUAAUAUCCGGCACCUCCAUGUCCACUCCUCAUCUCAGUGGCAUAGCGGCGCUGCUCAAGGCCGUACAUCCGGAUUGGCCCCCGGCUGCAAUCAAAUCGGCGAUCAUGACGACGGCCGACAUACUGGAUCGUAGUGGGGAGCCGAUUGUAAACGAGCAAUACCUCCCAGCUAACCUCUUUGCCGUGGGUGCUGGCCAUGUCAACCCGGUUAAGGCUAAUGACCCGGGGCUAGUCUAUGACCUUAGUGCGGAUGACUAUAUUCCGUACCUCUGUGGCUUGGGCUACACGAGCACGCAAGUGACCGCAAUUGUUCGCCGGUCGGUCAAUUGUUUGGUGGUCAAGAAUAUCACUGAAGCUGAGCUCAAUUACCCAUCGAUCUCGGUGUCGCUUGGUGCUGCCACGACGUUUAUCACCGUGGAACGGACUGUGAAGAAUGUUGGGGAGGCAAUGUCGGAGUACUUGGUAGAGGUUGAUACUCCUUAUGGAGUGGAAGUGAGUGUCAGUCCGGUAAAGCUCCAGUUCUCGGAGGUGAACCAGGAGAUGAAAUUUUAUGUGACCUUAUCAGCGAGCAGCAGCCGUGGCGGUGCGAGGUUUUCGCAGGGCUACCUGAAUUGGGUCUCGGAGAAGCGGAUGGUGAGGAGUCCGAUCUCUGUCACCUUCAGUAACUAGGGCACGCUGUUCACGGGGAAGUUCCAAUGAGAGAACGGAUCCCCCGCGGUGCGCGCACGACAACGCAGUGUGCUGUGUACCUUUGGAUGCCGUCGCGGACGAGCAGUUGUGACGCUCGCGUCUGUUGGUUUUGUUUUACAUUAUCAUGCAGUUAUGCACGGGCAUAAUGGAUGACAUGCCUUUGAACAAACAAAUUUUGAGGUGUGAGUCAAGUGGUUGACGUGUUUGCUAGUGGGGGAUUUGGAAGGGAAAAGAAAAGAAAAGAAAAGAAAAGAAAAAAAAGAGAACCACUCUA